AGAUACCUUUGCCGUACGGAACAUCACUCAUGGGUGGAUACGGCGGCAGUAGUCGGACGGGGGCUGCUCAAGGUGGAAUGAUGACACCUGGACGAUGUGUUCCAUUCAUAAUUUUUUUAUUUCAAGAGGCUGUUUCUGGUAGCAUAAAAAGGAUAAAAGAAGCCUUACAAGCACGUAUUCGCUUUUUAUUUCGUACAUGUCAUCUUGUGCAAACUAGUGACUUGCACGCAUCAUUUGAUAGUCGACAGCUCUUUACACUUCCACCUCCUUCCUCUCAAUUCUUUAUUCAUCUUAUCACACGUGGAUCUACGGGCAAUUUAUUAUCACCAGAUCCACCUUUUUCUUUUAUCUCUAACAUGAAACCUCAUGAAAAUGAAAAAAUGGACAUUGAAUCUUUAUUGCGCAGACGCAAACUUGAUUUAAGAAACACUGAACAUUUUGAAAUAAAGUUAUUGAAGGAUUUUGCUCUUGGUUGGUUAAAAUGGGCUGCAACUGGUUAUCCCAGAAGUUUUGCUAAACGUGGAAUGGCACCAAGCGAGCUUCCGAAUGCCAAGCAGUGGAUUGCAGGUUGUAUUGCCUUACAAGAAUUAUUAUUUGGCAAACUUGGAAAAGAAAUUUUAGAACGAAAAAGUUUCAGUGCUGUGGAUGAUACACUUAAUAGGAGAUUAAAAGAUUGUGUACAAGUUAAUAGUCGAUAUUCUGCAAAUCAUUGUGCUCAAGUGUUGAGGAAAGCUAUCGAUAUAUAUUUAUUAGAAUCACCUACAUAUUAUACUAAACAAUAUCAUGAAAUUAAGUUGGAUCAUGCAAUGAAAUCCUAUAUGUCAUCUGCACGUGGACCUUGUAUACAAGAUUAUGCCGCAAAACUACGGCAAGAAUGUUACAGUAUCUGGGAACGCGGAAGACAAAAAUGCGAAAUACAAAGUUUGUCGGGCCAUGAAUGCGUUCUAGGAGCGAAUCAUGACUCUGAUAAUGUUGAUGGGGAAAAAAGUAGUGUAAAAAAGGCAGUGAAGCAUAGGAGUGCAUUUCAAGCGCUCCAUGCGUGUAAUUGUGGAAGAAGUUGCCGAGAAAGAGAGGAUCCUUUUGAUUUAGUGGAUGCCAAUAUAACUUUCUUCCACUUUCCAAAUUGUUGUAAUUCAGAAGGUUAUAACUACCUCGUAUUACCUGUUGAGAACUCGGCAAUUUCCACUUCAAUGUGGUCUCUUAUGCAGGUUGGUUCCGGUUCAACGUAUCGUUCUAAUUCUGGCUUAGAUAAAUGGGAAGGUUUCGUCACAAAUGCGAAUUUCCUCUUACCGUUGGAAAUUCCAUUGAUAGCGAAUUUAUCGAAAAAAGUUCAAGAAGAAUUAACAAAAGUGAAAGAAACACAUGGAUGGACAAUUGAUGCGGUUGGCAAUGAUACCAAUAAAGCUAAGAAAUCUAGAGUGAAAGAAGAUAAAUUGGCCAAUCAAGUCACAAGAAAAGGAUUUAAACAAAAAGGAAAAAAUGGAGACGAUAUAAAGAAUGAUAAUGAAUCUACCUGGCCUAUUUUAGGAAAUGAAAAUAAUCAGCAAUGGACUAUACCAUCAGCGUUUUAUUUAAAUGAUUUUAUCCAAUUGAUCCGAGAUGUUCAAAAAAAUCCCAUACAGUUAGAUGAGACACAAUCUGUAAUAUCAAACGUAGAAGGUUUAAAGACUGGUGAUAUAAAUAAAGAAAAACGUCAUAGGCGUGGGGGUAAGAAUAAUCAAAAGAAGGAAAGUGAAAAAACAACACCGCCUUUCAUAUCCAUAACGCCCAUGGCAAAAGACAUUUCCAAAAGCGAGCACGCAUUGUUGAAAGGAUACCUGGGCGUUGAGUAUGAGUGUCCUCUUGGUCAUAGAUUUAUGAGUUGCGGCGUCGGACAAGUCUGCAAGCUUGGACAUGCGGGACAUAUUAAGGAAACUGCGCAUAACAUAUUAGAACAGGAUCUGCCCAUAUAUAUUCUUUGUCCUUGUAGUAGCUCGACGAACGCUUUAACCAUAGCUCAAUUACAACGAAUAAUUAUUGUGACACCUGAUUCAUCAGUAAUGAUGGUGUUGAACCCAGUUAUUAAGAGGGAUCUCGUUACCGAGAAACAGUAUGGUUGUACUGCGUUUGCCGUAUCCUUUACCAAAAAU
Racocetra persica is the source of this 2129-nucleotide messenger RNA. The record is from the annotation of a GenBank genome assembly. Lineage: Eukaryota; Fungi; Glomeromycota; Glomeromycetes; Diversisporales; Gigasporaceae.